UCACAACAGGGUUUGGGACAUUCGGUAAAGAACUCUCUAAGUCUGCUACAAAAAAUGCCUGCGAAGAUGAGCCUACGGAAACCGAUUCAGAAAGUGCUAACAUGGAAAGUAUCAUGGGUUUUGAUGGAUUCGGUAAAAAAGCUAAACAGUUUAACAUUGAAGAAAUGGUAGAAAGAGCUGCCAAAACCGCUAGAGAAAACAAAGCGACUGUAGAAUCAGCAGUUCAAAAGUUGCAGCCAUUGUCACUUGAUAACUUAAACUCUGGGGAUCCAGAGGAUAAUAGCAGUGAUGAUGAUAUCAUAGGUCCACCAGUUCCUAAACAAAUAUUGGAACCGAAACAGAAAAAUUUGAGAGAAUCAGUUGAAGAUGAAGUUGCAGCUGGUAAUUCAGAAGAUAGUGAUGCAAGUGACGAUGAAAAGCUACACAAUAGAAUACCAGCAAGUCAUGAGAUAUCACUCCUACAUGGCUCCAAAGCAGUGGUUGCUGUAGCAACAGACCCAGCUGGUGCACGUCUAGCCACUGGUUCUGUGGACUAUGAGGUAAGGUUUUGGGAUUUUGCAGGCAUGGACGCCACGUUGCAAAGUUUCCGCACACUGCAGCCCUGCGAGAAUCAUCCAGUAAGAGCACUUCAGUACUCUACUACUGGUGAUGUUAUAUUGGUAAUUUCUGGGGCUGCACAAGCCAAAGUUCUGGAUCGUGAUGGUUUUGAAGUGGCAGAAUGCGUGAAAGGUGACCAGUACAUCACAGAUAUGGCGAGGACAAAAGGUCAUGUUGCACCAUUGAACAGUGGCUGCUGGCACCCGAGAGCGCGUAACGAGUUCCUCACGUGUUCGCAGGAUAGCACGUGCCGUUUGUGGGACGUGGAGAAGCCGAUGCAUCACAAGGCCCUGAUGAAGUGCAGGGCCCAGAAUGGUUUAAAGACUGAACCGACUGCAUGCAGCUACAGCAGGGAUGGCAACCUGGUGGCUUGUGCUUGCGUGGAUGGCUCGAUACAGAUGUGGGAUCAUCGCAAAAUGUUUGUGAAUACGGCCAUGCUGUUGCGCAAUGCACACAGCAGUGGCAAUGACGCGUCUUGCCUGGCCUUCUCCUACGUGGGGUCCCUGAUGGCGACACGAAGCUGUGAUGACUCGCUCAAGCUUUGGGAUCUGCGAGCGUUCAAGCAGCCGCUUCUCGUCGCUAAUAACCUUUUCUCUCGUUACACUGCUACUGACUGCAUGUUCAGCCCGGAUGACUCAAUGGUGCUGACAGGAGUGUCUGUGAAGAAGGGUGAAACAGAUGGCAGGAUCAUAUUUUAUGAUACCAAAACUUUUGACGUCGUGGAUGAAUUCACGGUUUGUGAUUCUCACGUGAUAAAAACGCAAUGGCACCCGAAGUUGAACCAGAUAUUCGUGGGUUGCGGGAACGGCAUGGUGAAGGUGUACUAUGACAACGCACGCAGCCUGCGUGGGGCCAAGCUGUGCGUGGUGAAGACGCGGAGAAAGGUGAAGCAGGUGGAGGUGGUAGCCGGCCAGCAGAUCCUCACCCCGCAUGCGCUGCCCAUGUUCCGUCAGGAGAAGCCCAAGUCUGUGCGCAAGCAGCUGGAGCGGGACCGGCAGGACCCCAUCAAGUCUCGCCGACCAGACCUGCCCAUCUCCUCGGGUCAAGGGGGCCGCGUGGCCUCUUCAGGCGGGACGCUUAGUUCGUACGUGAUUCGAAACCUGGGGCUGAGCAAGCGGGUUGAAGAUGACCAGGACCCCCGCGAAGCCAUCCUGAAGUAUGCCAAAGAGGCUGUGGAAAACCCCUACUGGAUAUCUCCGGCAUACUCCAGGACACAGCCGGAGCCUAUAUUCCACAACUCUGCGGAUGAAGAAGAUGACGAUGAUGCCCGACAGCCGAGCGCUAAGAAGCCCAAAGUGUGAAGGCUCAUUUACAAAAGUGACACUGCUAACGGCCGCAACAUGCUGACAUCUAGCAUCCUUCAACUCAAACUAACGACGCGUGACCAGCAGGUGUUGCCACCUAUUGCGGAAUGGCGCAACUGUGUGGUGUCCAAUACUACUCGCCGUCCGGUACUACCCGACCUUCCCCUAUACCUACCUUUGAUAAAAAAAAGUAAAAUUAUGAAAUAUUUGAUACUUAAAAUGAUUCAAAUAAAUUAACUGUUACAACAUAUUAUGCAAUAAUAGCUGUGUUCACCAUUAUAUUAUAUUAUUAUUAUAUUUUUGAAAACUUAGAAUUUAGGUUUGCAUCUAUUUACAACUUCUACAAAUAACAUAACACAAUCUCUACUACUCAAUAAUU
Bacillus rossius redtenbacheri is the source of this 2280-nucleotide messenger RNA. Its product is annotated as gastrulation defective protein 1 homolog. Bases 102 to 1898 code for a protein of 598 amino acids. The transcript is spliced from 2 exons. The record is from RefSeq and is a predicted model, not a curated record. NCBI's taxonomy places the organism in Eukaryota, Metazoa, Arthropoda, Insecta, Phasmatodea, Bacillidae. Gene Ontology annotation, molecular function: protein binding. Gene Ontology annotation, cellular component: site of double-strand break; nucleus.